Molecule: messenger RNA, 3545 nt
Organism: Ornithodoros turicata
Lineage: Eukaryota; Metazoa; Arthropoda; Arachnida; Ixodida; Argasidae
Gene: Tango6
Product: transport and Golgi organization protein 6 homolog
Exons: 18
Coding region: 105-3359 (1084 amino acids)
Biological process (GO): protein secretion
Source: RefSeq, a predicted model, not a curated record
AGUAUCCACCACAAUCCACGUGCAAUCCAUUUUGGUGACUGUUGCGCUGCGUGCUCUGUUACCGAUUUUACCAAUUUUAUGUGCCUGUAAUGAGUCUGUAAUAGAUGUCGAAUGGACAAAGUGUAAUAAUGAGCAGCGUGAUAUUAAGAGACCUUUUCGAAUGCAUAAGCGUUCUUACGUCAAAGGAUACAGCGGAAAACUCUUCGGCCACCGAUCUGCAGUUGGCUUCGAUCCUACAGCAGAAGAUAGAAACUGUACAUCGCAUCAUCGAUCUCAAACUGAGCCUCAAGUCUCUCUUUGAAGAGGACGCUCCUUCAAUUUUCGUCCCAUUAGGAGGUGCCUACACACACGUCUUGUACCUCGAACAUUGCCUCGUGUGUCUUAAUACACUCAUCACGCUGCUGAGGGAGACGGACACACGGGGCUCGGGACACCCGGUCGGUGCUGCUGGAUUAUCGCCGAGUGCUCUGAGCAUAUCGCAACAGCAGUGUGUGCAAUGCCUGUUGCAGUUUAUAGUGGGACUUGGUAUACACCCCAACCUUUUGCCCGGUGUUGGGGUGCCAUCCAAAAUCCAGAAGAGCGGAGAACAUUUGACACCGUGCAGAAGACAUAGGGUGCUGGUGUUGACCGUGAAGACGCUGCUGAACUGCGCGGACGUUGUUCCGUUGUGGGAUUUAGUAGUUCACAAGCAUCUGGUCGACCUCUUGGCUGCACUCUUUCAACUGUGUCACGCACCAAUUAAGAAGACUGCUGCGGACGAUUCGAAGCAUGAUGUGCCACCUUCGGACGUCCCCUUCAGCCUCAGAUUUCUCAUAGAGAAAUGUAGAGAGGAAGAUGUGCCUGACGCAGAACUGAUAGCAGAGAUGCACGCAGACAGAGCCGCACUUACGAGGGAAUUGAAUCGUCUUCUGGAGAGCACCUUCCAGCCUUUGCUAGUGAGGGAUCUCCUCUUGCUCAUGUCCUAUCCAACGUUGCUUCAAAGGCAUCAUCAGCUGGCAAAAAAAACACCCAAGUGGCUGAAAAUGACGUGCGGCCGAAUGUUGUCCGCAUGCCUGCUUAAAAAGGACGGACUGUCGAGGGUCAUCCUCGGUGUCGUCGACGCCUGGUCGAUCUCUUGUUCGGACGACACUCCAAAGGAACACGAUUGGAUGAAGUAUGACGCAUUUGCGAGGACCGUCGCCAACGUUCCAAACAUAGAAGGUAUAACAGCCGAAGAGUACUAUGAGAGGAUAGGUCCACAGGUGCUCGAACUUGUCCGCAGGACAACGGAUCAUGGUGCAGACAAGGUGGCGUGCCUCAUUGCCCACGGAAUUCUGGGAGCCAUGCUUGAAUCACGGCCACGUCUUUCGUCCCGUUGGGUCUUGCGGGAUCUCUUUCAUCCACUGCUGCAGUGCAUGGUGCUCGAAGAUACACAGCCAGAACAGAUUCAUCACGAGAUUUCUGAAAACGGUUUCGGCACCUGUAUCGAUCUUGUUCACAGGAUCUCGUGCAACAAACACCUGAACCAAGCACUGAUAGACGCCGUUGUGCCUCUGCUGCCCAUCCUCUACGAAGUUCAUGUAUUUACGCAGGGUUCUGUGUCGUACCUAAGGUCUCUCUGUGAAGCGAUUAUAUCAUCUACGCUAGCUUCACAGGACGCCGCAUUAGCGGUGUCCAUAUUGCACUGGUGCGUCUUCCGCGAGAAGCCACUGCAGCAAUGUGGCAGUCUUCAACGAGACGUAACCUUCUCGUUGGGUGCCGAAGGUGGCGUCAAAAUAAAGCGAGCAUUACGAACGCUUAGUGAAGACGAGUGGGUUGAACACGUAGAUAAAAUCACAUCUGCAUUGAGAUCUGUCCUGGAGAAGGAGAGUUGCAAGGAUGUUGUCAUCGCCUUUUUCCUCUCCCUUCUGAAGAAAUUGAACACACUAUUAAAGCGGAGCACGACCGUUGAACGUGCAGCAACGUCGUCCCUCCUAGAGACCGAGGUUAGGUCGGCGGAGCUUAGGAGCAACCUCCUCCUCCUUCACCUCGUGCAAGGAUUGUCGGAUGUAGCCGCAGAAGGUCUCCCAAACAACCUCGAAGCUGUGGUAGCCUUUGUACAGGAAACCCUGGAGCGUGGUCUACAGCUACAACGAGAGCAGGAAGGAAGUUCCCUGGCGUCACAGUCUGUGCUAUUUAGUUUGACCAUUCUGGGCGUAGUCCUUGCCGAUUUUGACUUGCAGGGUGAAGGAAGCAACAUAUCCUCAUUGCAAAAGUGCCUCCCUAGCCUCUCGAUGAUCGCUAACGAAUACCACGACCCCGAACUAAGGAGCACAGCUCGGAACCUCCAUCUCACCAUUGCGGCUCACGGCGCGGUUUCUGCGUCGUCUGCUCGGGCCCCGGCUAGCAGACGAGCACCCGACUCCGAAUCGGAUGCCAAGAGUAUUGACCCUGCGAGACUGUCUAGGAUUUCGGAGAUAGCUGCCGGUUACGGACUUUGCAUCAAAGCUCAGCCGUACAGAGAGUUGGUGGUAGAUGACGCAGAGAGGAAGCAGUACGACAACGUUGAAUCGGAAAGCUGUCUGAUGGAGACACAUUUUAGAGGCAAGGAGUCAUCGAAGACACCUUACGAAGAGAUGUGGCAACAGCUACAAGAUCCGCUGAUCCCAGUACGGGGACACGCGUUCAUCAGUCUUCGAAAACUCGUCGAGCAACGGGAUGCGGAGACCUUGAAGAAUCGGGACGUUCUGCUGGAAACGUGUCACGCCGCGAUUCAAGAAGGGGACUCCUACAUCUACCUGAGUGCCAUUCAGGCGUUGGCAGCAUUGGCAGAUGAGAAUACAGACGCAGUCCUGCACGUUGUUGCCAACGAAAUGGUGUCUGAAAAGCUAUCAAUCGAGGCGAGGCUGAAUCUUGGCGAGGUGCUGUUGAGGACCUGCAGGAAUCUUGGUGAAAUGGCCCCAAAAUACAGGAACCUGUUAGUGAACUGCUUCCUCUGUGCCACAAAAGAUCCAGACCCAGUCGUCCGUGCGUCCGGUGCUUCGAACCUCGGGGAUCUGUGUGGAAAGCUUGGCUACUCUUUCACUUCCGUAACUCAGGAGGUUCUGACAUGCCUGCGCUCUUUGAUGAAAACUGAUCCAGAGAAUGCAGUGAGGAGAGCUGCUGUCCUGGCAGUGGCAUCACUCGUAAAGGGAAUGGGCUCCAAGCUCUUUGCAGUAAUUCCGGAAGAACUAAGGGCCCUGCACAGAGAACUGAAACAACUGUACGGUCACACAUCUGACGACAUUGCACGUCUUCAGGCGCAACUAGCUAUCGAAGAAUUCAACAGGGUGACGAGAGAGUUCCUGACACCGCAGCCGACUCUAGAGAAGACCGUACGUGUCUUGGAUUUUCCACACUGAAGAAAAGCUUCGUGGAGGUUGGCACAUACCGUUGCAAGAAGACACAGGGCAGCUCUGCUAAACAGAUUGGUUUCCUCUGCCGCGGACACAAGGAUACCACAGGCGAGAAGAUUUAACAAGGAGCUCUCCUGAAAAGAGAUUUUAUAAACAUUACUUUGUAAUAUCAAUAAAUUGACUCUUGAGACA